Messenger RNA from Caenorhabditis remanei, 1437 nucleotides. RefSeq lists its product as uncharacterized. Bases 1 to 1437 code for a protein of 478 amino acids. The transcript is spliced from 5 exons. Lineage: Eukaryota; Metazoa; Nematoda; Chromadorea; Rhabditida; Rhabditidae. The record is from RefSeq and is a predicted model, not a curated record.
AUGCCGAAAGGACAGAGGAAACUAGAAAUAGUAAAACGUCGACAAACAACAUCUGGCGACAGAGAAGGCUCGAGUUCAGUUGCUCCUGUUAUUGGAUGUCCUGUUUUAGAUCCUAUACAAUGUCAAUGUCCAAAAGAAGAAGUAAAUCCUUCGGAAGGUGUCAAAAUGACUUGCACAUGGGAGUCAUGUCCAUAUUCUAAUCAACCGCUUCAUACGGUCUGUUAUCAACUACUCGAGGAUAAUCUAGUUAAACGGUUAGCUACACUUGGUAGUGCUCGCGGAUGGACAGUACCGCAGAGACGGAACAAUUUAUGGGAGAGAAAGGGGCAAUCGCUUAUUGGGAAAUUUUGCCGAUGUAGAUGUGAUCGAGGACAAAUGACAAGAGACAAACAGGCUCUUUAUGAAAAAGAGAAAGCUGUGGAAAAAGAGAAGAAGAAGAAGGCCAAGAAAGCGAAACAACUCCCUGUCCUUCAUUUUAACUCAAAGCCAUUGGCUGCAAUAGAAGAAAAGAAGAGAGAUGGUGGAUUCAACUCUCCAUCGGCCAUCUCUAGUCAUCAUCAAACCUUCUCUACUACGUCACGGUCUCGUCUUCAUACGGAUCGCUCAACUUCUUCCAUGCGGACGUAUACUGUUGCCAGAACGUGGUCUGAGUCUUCGUUUGCCGGAGAAACAAAUGGACAGUACGACAAUAAUGAAGACUUUCAUCCUUCUGAUUGUGAUUGCGUUUUUCAUUAUGAUUAUGAUGCUGACGAAGAUAAUGAUCAUGAUCACAUCGAAGAAGACUUUCUUGAUAUUUCUGAUGCUCGUCAGCAUUUGGAAGUCAUAGUUCCUGCGCCAACACCGCCGCCACAAGUUAUCAGCUAUGCUGCGACAAUAAGAAAUACUGAUAACAAAGUUGUCAGGGAUCUGAAAUCUGCCAAUUCACCAGACAGUGGGAUCGGGCAAGCUACUCCUCGAUUAUCCUUUUCUUCGUCGAACGAAGAUGACAAUGACAAUCGCCAAGGAGGUUUUCCACCUUUGGAAACUGAAAGAGAGAAAUCUGAAAGAAUUAAUCCAUUAGGAUUAAGCAUUCUUUCGUCAAUUGAGGUGUCUUCAACGGAUGAGAAUCAGGCCGAGGAGCCUGACCAUUUUCUGGAGCUCACCGACACGCCACACUUGUCAAUGAAGCGAGAAACUCUUCGCACAAAGAAGAGUAUUUCUGUGUCGAAGCUUCCACUUGCCACACCAACACAACUGUAUUCGGAUGAGCCGCGUUGUGGAUUCCGCUUUAACGCCCCUGUUCGAGAAAUGAUGGACAUGUGGAAUGAGGCCACAUCUUCAAAUUCGAAAUGCUCUAUUGAUGAUAAGGACGAGAAACAAGAAGCCCUCGAAAUCUGUUGGACUCCUUUCUUCGGCCGGGGAUUCAACUUGGGAGAGCGGCUCUUCUAUUUUCCGUAA